AUGUUAAAACUAAUAUUCAAUUUCUCAAGAGCCAUUUAAAAAUCUUAAAACAUUCUGAAUUAAAUGAAAAAGAAUCGUUAUUACAUUGAUGAUCCUCAUAUUAGUUAAAGAAAAGAAGCAUAAUAAAUUGUCGAAUAAUUAUAUUUUAAUUAAAAAAAUAAUUUGCAAUAAGUGCUUGAGAAAGAAGAAGAGAAUAAAUUAGAAAAUAUAAUUUAGUAGGCUGAUUAAGAAAUUAAUUUUAGGAAAUUUUAGACAGCAUAAGAAUUAUUAGAUUUAUAUGAAGCUAAACCUUUAAAAUCUAAAGAAUAAUACUUAAAUUGGUUUAACUAAUUGUCUUAUUGUUUAAAGUUUUAAGAAUAAAUUUAAGAAAACAAAAUGAACUAUUACAAGAAAAUAGCAGGUUAAUACAAAGCCUAAUAUAAUAAGGAAUAUGAGAUGCCUAAUCUAAUUUUUUUGAAUCCGAUCUAAAUUUUAGAGAAACCAGUGUUCAAUUAAAUAAUAGAAGACUUUGUAUCGAAUUGUGAAGUGAUAGAGUGGUUAUUUGUAAGAAAAUAAAUAAAGAAAGCUUUCUAAACUUAACUUUAUUCAUUAGACUAUUAUGCUAUUUAGAGAUUAUGGGAAGAUAAUGAAUAUCCAAUCCAAACUAUUUAAUAUAUUUCUUCAAUCAUUAAAGAUAUAUGUAUUUUUUUAGAUUUUAUUUUAGCUGAUGGAAAGUUUGAGAAAGAUUAAGAACCAUAAUUUUUAGAAUUAUUUGACGGUAAGUUUCAAUAAGGAUAAUCCUUGUAAAAAAUAUUGGAAUAGUUUCUAAUUGAAAAAUUGAAUUAAAUUAAUUUUAUUGAAUUAAAUAACUAAGAUUUUGCAGACUUUCUAUUUAUUUACUAUUAAUAGUAGAAAUUGCCAAUUUUACCUACAUUUUUGAAAGAAUUAGUUGAUGAUGUAAAAAAAAGAGUUAGUACUUUGACUUUGUUAGAAAAUGUUAAAAUUUGUCAAGCAAUGUUAGUAAUAGAAAUUGGUGAUAAUUAAUCUUAUUGUUAUCUCUUGUGGAACAUUAUAAGAUUAUAAAAUAAAAUCAAUUCUGAUAAAUAAAUAAUAAAUGGUAUUAUUUUCAUAUUAUUGCAUUUCAAAUAAAAUAUCUUGUUUAUAAAAGCGAGUAGAAAUUAUCCAAAACCAAUUAUUGUAAAAGAUGCUAUGGUGUUUUCAGAAAUAUUUAAUUUUAUAACAGAAGAUGUGAGUAUUUUUGAUUUUGUUCAAUUAAGUUAAUUGUUAACUAUUUCAAAUAAAAACUUCGCUGAUUCAUCUAAAUUAAAUGCAAUAAUAAUUUCUAUAUUUUAAAAACCAGAAAUAAAUCAAAAUGUUUUAAUUGAUAAAAAAAUUGAUUUAUAUUACAUAGCAACCUAACUUGGAGGAGCAACACUUGAUAUAACUUAAAUCUUAAAAAAUAAAGUAUAAUACUUAUAAUCUCACUCUAUAACAGGUUACUUUGAAAAGAAUAACUAAACAGAAUAAAAUUAAAUUACAGGAUUCUAUCCUUAUUAUUCAAUUUAAUUAGAAUGUUUGAUUAAAAUAAUUUGGACUAGCAUCUUGUAAAAUAGUAAAUGUUUUGAAGAUAUAAAUUAUUUAAUAUUUAAGGUGAAUGAGUUGACAAGAUUGUAAACAGUAAUAAGGAUUGACAGAGUUAUGUAAAAGCUGAUUUCUUAAAUAAAUCAAUAUAUUUCUCUAGUGGGAAAAACUAUAUUUCCAAAUAAAAUUGAUAUUCAAUAGAUCUUAGAAAAUAAAAAUAUUUUUAGAAAGUAAGACUCAUUUGUACAUCCUCAAAUGUUACAUACUAAGUUAUUUGUAAAAGAGAAAUAGUAUUUUACUAAGAAAUAUGAGAAAGAUUUAGAAAGGGAUGUUUUUUAUGAAGAUGUACUCUUCGAUUAUGUGUAUACAAAUAAGAAAACAGGAAAUAAAGCUUUGAUUCUUUUAAAUGGAGUAUAUUUAUUAUAAUAUUAUAUAGUAAAACAAUUACUAAAUUUCUUCAGUUGGGGAAAUGAUUCCAAAAACAAUGAUAAAAUUUUAAAAUGAUCUUUUUGAAAAUUUUGAGAUUCCAGUAAUUUAGAUAAAUCUUCCAGAUAUUGUUAAAUGUUAAUCUAAGUAUAAUUAACUUUAUUUAUAAUUUAGAUCAUAUUAUGAAGAAUAAUUAAAGGAUAUUUUGGAAGAUGGAUCAUAAGAUUAUGAAGAAAUUGCAGAGAUAGUUUAAGAUUUAAGAAACUAAAUAAGUAAAGAUUUUAGUUAUUUAUCAAUUCAUUAAUAAAAGGAUAAGGAAGAAAUAAAAGAAAAGGAAGAAUUAGAAGUGUAAGUAGAUGAUAAAUAUGCACUUUCAGAUGAGGAGAAAUGAUAAUGAUAUUAUGUAAUUUAUGUUUUGUAUUCCGGG
This is a messenger RNA of Paramecium sonneborni, 2413 nucleotides long. Lineage: Eukaryota; Ciliophora; Oligohymenophorea; Peniculida; Parameciidae. The record is from the annotation of a GenBank genome assembly.